UCCGGGAAACCUGGGCGGUGUUGAAGUCUUGGUCUUCUUUUCUCACAGUUGCGAGACUUCCUGUUGGUCUACAAUCGGAUGACAGAACUAUGUUUCCAGCGCUGUGUGCCCAGCCUGCACCAUCGAGCUCUGGACGCCGAGGAGGAGGCCUGUCUGCACAGCUGUGCUGGGAAACUCAUCCAUUCGAACCACCGCCUCAUGGCCGCUUAUGUGCACCUCAUGCCCGCCCUGGUCCAGCGCCGCAUCGCUGACUACGAGGCUGCCUCAGCCGUGCCAGGUGUUUCUACAGAACAGCCCAGAGACUCGUCAUCAGGCAGCUAGCCAUCGCUGGCUCCAGGAGAGCAGGAAGACAAAAAUUUGCUGACCAGGAGCUUCCCUGUAGAGUGACCUCGUGUCUACAUGAUAAAAUUCACUCCUUGACAAGUAAGUAAAGCAACUUGGGAACUU
This is a messenger RNA of Acomys russatus (golden spiny mouse), 447 nucleotides long. RefSeq names its product translocase of inner mitochondrial membrane 10B (gene Timm10b). Gene Ontology annotation, cellular component: mitochondrial intermembrane space chaperone complex. The transcript has 3 exons. The record is from RefSeq and is a predicted model, not a curated record. NCBI's taxonomy places the organism in Eukaryota, Metazoa, Chordata, Mammalia, Rodentia, Muridae. Bases 79 to 321 code for a protein of 80 amino acids.